UAUUAUUUCACUAAAUCUCCAUGUAACAUCUCAUUAGGGCCAUUAUAACAACUAAUAUCUGUUCCUAAACAGAAGAGUCCAUGCAGAAGAAGCCAGCAAACAAAUGAUCAAGGACCAUUCUUUUGUUAUGCAAAGAAGAAUAACAAUUUUGCAGGAAAUCAUAAUCUUAUAUUUCUUAGAGAGUUAUUGGAUAUUUGAAUAUAAAUCCUAGACCAAAUUAAAUCCAAUAAAAGAAAUCCAAAAUCAAGUCCAGACUUGGUUAGCUUUAUUUUGUUUGGAUUCUAUCUUGCUUGAGCCCGACACAAAUCAAAGCCAUAUAUAAAUCCCUUGCUGUUCCUCUCACCGCCGCUGCGACUCGAUUCCACCCAGCGUCCCAUGGCCCACCUGGAGUCCCUCCUCCAGCGAUGCUCCAAGCUCUCCCACAUCAAACAGCUCCACGCCCACCUCCUCGUCACCGGCCUCUUCCCAAUUUCCGCCUCCUUCCGCUCCCGUCUCAUCGAGCUCUGCGCCGUCGCAUCCUUCGGCGACCUCCACUACGCCCUCGCCAUGUUCCGCUCCACCCCCCGCUCCGCCGCCGCAACCAACGACUGGAACGCCGCCAUCCGCGGCCUCGCCGCCGGCCCUGAACCCGCCGCCGCCCUCCUCCUCUUCGCCCACGAGAUGCUCCCCCUCGCCCCACCUCGCCCCGACGCCCUUACCCUCUCCUUCGCCAUCCGCGCCGCUGCCCGCCUCUCCGCUCUCCCUCCCACCCGCCAGCUCCACUCCCUCCUCCUCCGUCUCGGCCUCGCCGCCGACGUCCGCCUCGCCACCACCCUCCUCGACGCCUACGCCAAGGCCACCGACCUCCCCUCCGCCCACCAGGUCUUCUCCGAGAUGACUCUCCGCGACGUCGCCACCUGGAACGCCCUCAUCUCAGGCCUCGCCCUCUCCGACCGCCCCCCCGACGCCCUCGCCCUCUUCCGCCGCCUCUCUUCCUCCCCCGAUCCCUCCGACCCCGCCCCCAACGACGGCACCAUCGUCGCCGCCCUCUCCGCCUGCGCCCAGCUAGGCUCCCUCCGCGACGGUGCCGCCGUCCACGACUACGCCCGCGCCCGCGGCCUCGACGCCGACGUCCGCGUCCGCAACGCCCUCCUCGACAUGUACGCCAAGUGCGGCGCCGUCGACCGCGCCGCUGCCAUCUUCCGCGCCACCCCGGAGAAGUCCCUCGUCUCCUACAACGCCAUCAUCAUGGGCCUUGCGCUGCACGGCCGCGGGGCCGAGGCGCUCCACCUGUUCGACGAAAUGCUCCGCUCCACCGACCUCGAGCCGGAUGCGGUCACGUACCUCGCCGUCCUAUGCGGGUGCACCCACGCCGGACUAGUAGACGAAGGCCUCCGCGUGUUCCGGUCCAUGCGGGUCCGGCCCACCAUGAAGCACUACGGUUCGGUGGUCGAUCUGCUGGGCCGGGCCGGGCGGCUGACGGAGGCUUACGGCGUGGUCGAAUCCAUGCCGUUCGAGCCAGACGUAGUUCUGUGGCAGACGUUGCUCGGGGCGUGCCGGACCCACGGGGAGGUCGAUCUGGCCGAACGCGUGUCGCAGAAGCUCUUCGAGAUGGGAUCCAACGGUUGUGGGAACUACGUACUGCUAUCCAAUGUCUAUGCGGCCAAUAGACGGUGGUCCGAUGUUGGGAGAGUCCGUGAGGCCAUGAAGAGCCACGACGUUAAGAAGAUACCGGGGAUCAGCACGACGGAGAUUGAAGGCGUGGUUCAUACGUUUUACAACGGUGAUAAGGAGCACGAGAGGUGGAGGGAGAUAUACCGAGCGUUGGAUGAGAUCGGGGCGAGGAUUAAGGCUUUGGGAUACGUGCCGGAUACUAGCAACGUGUUGCAUGAUAUCGGAGACGAGGACAAGGAGAACGCGUUGUGUCAGCAUAGUGAGAAGCUUGCUCUGGCAUUUGGUUUGAUCAGCACUCCAGUUGGUGCACCAAUACAGGUGAUGAAGAACCUUAGAAUAUGUGGGGACUGUCAUACAGUGGCAAAGCUGAUAUCGAGGGCCUAUGAUCGGGUGAUCAUUGUCAGGGAUCUGGCAAGGUUCCACCGGUUUGAAGGUGGGGAUUGCUCGUGCAGGGAUUAUUGGUGAUGAGGUUCUAUGAUGAGACAUUGGACAUUCAGCAUGGUCCUUCGCCUUCGAUGGACUUCAAGAAUCGAACCUAGAAUCAGACCAGUGGAGAGUUGCACGACGAAAGUGAUGCAGGCUGCUGGAUCUUAAUCAGACAUCCUACAUGCACCACAACAAGAAGCAGUAGCCCGGCCGCACCAUGACAGCAGUGGAAGUAGCUUAGCGGCAUUGAACUGGAAACUGGUUUGAGUAAGAGCUUCUCUCAGUCAAAUCUCAAGCAACUCGAGGCUAUCGUACGAGCGCCCGAAGCUAAUCAAGCUGCCAAAUGGCUUGCCAAUAGAUGAUCCGAUCGGUCUGGUGCAGCUCGACAAGAAGAAAGAGAACCCAAGGCUGGGGUCUGCCGCUGCUUCUUAAUAUUUAUUUAUUUGUGGAAGGGAACAGAGAUAUUUCUUACAAAGAUAUGUGAUCCUCAAUAUUCCUUGGAAUAUUUUCCUA
Molecule: messenger RNA, 2592 nt
Organism: Phoenix dactylifera (date palm)
Lineage: Eukaryota; Viridiplantae; Streptophyta; Magnoliopsida; Arecales; Arecaceae
Source: RefSeq, a predicted model, not a curated record